CCUGCCGGUCCAGACACCACUCACACCAAUCGACGGCGCCUCUGCCUCGCCAGUCGCCGCAGCAUCGCCAUACGCCAGACGCCCAGAUAUCAGUUGCUGCCUUGCUGGUUUCUGCAGUGCACUUGUGCCCUAAUCGCCACUCCUGCUGGUGGCACGAUGAGCUAAGUGUGCUGGUGAUGAUGGAAACUCCAAGACAACUUCGAAUAUGAUGAGUGUGCUGCGAGUCGAUCAGCGAUGCGCUACUGCUACUUGCGAGUCUGCAACAGUCUACCAUGACAUUGGAUUUGUGAUCCAAUGAUAUCUUAAGCAGAGCUCAUAUGUGGAAACACUUAGUAUUACCAAUGAAGAGGAAGAUGUGAAUCUUUGAUAUCGUGUAUAAGAUGAGCCUUUGAAAUUUUAAUUUCAUUUCUAUGGAUGAAUUCUGGAAUGCAUGGAAGUUACUCUCAUAAGAAAUUAGGAAAUACAGAAGUACUGAAUUGAUUUAGUUGGGCCUUCACAGGUACCCCAACUAGUAAUGAGAAGAACCAACAUAGGAAGUGAUAUUAUACAGUGAGGACCAUGCUUUGUAACUCUCAUCUGCUCUGAGAGUGGAAAAGAAAAUGCCAAGGGUUCCUUCAAAGAGAACAGUGCUUCUUUACAAGAAAGGAUAUCCCUUAUUGUUCAAUUCAAAAGCUCCCACAACCCCAUUCUAUAAAUUGACAAAGACUCAGCUUUUCUCCACGUACUUAUCAAAACUCAACAGGCCACUACAAACUCAUAAACCAAAUUUUUGUAAUGAGUCCCCAAGUAUGGACAAUGAACUGAGGAAGGGACCUGGCCUCAUCCGCCUCAAAACUGAACCAGAAGAGCUGGCAAAUGAUCAGAGCAAUGAUGAAUUCAUCACUGAUGUUGAAAAGGUAUAUAGAAUUUUGAAGAAGUUUCACUCUAGGGUUCCAAAAUUAGAACUUGCUUUGCAAGAGUCUGGUGUUGUUGUGCGGUCAGGAUUGACAGAACGUGUAUUGAACCGUUGUGGUGAUGCUGGGAACUUGGGAUACAGAUUCUUUGUGUGGGCUUCAAAGCAACCUGGAUAUAGGUAUAGCUAUGAUGUGUACAAAGCUAUGAUCAAGAUUUUAGGGAAAAUGAGGCAGUUUGGAGCUGUUUGGGCUCUUAUUGAGGAGAUGAGAAAAGAAAGUCCUCAAUUAUUAUCCCCCGAGGUGUUUGUGAUUUUAAUGAGGAGAUUUGCCUCAGCUAGAAUGGUGAAGAAAGCUAUUGAAGUUUUGGAUGAGAUGCCCAAAUAUGGUUGUGAACCAGAUGAGUAUGUAUUUGGAUGUUUGUUGGAUGCUUUGUGCAAGAAUGGCAGUGUAAAAGAGGCAUCUACAUUGUUUGAGGAAAUGAAAUUUAGGUUUAACCCUACAAUUAAGCAUUUCACAUCAUUGUUAUAUGGCUGGUGCAAAGAAGGGAAGCUUAUGGAGGCGAAAGUUGUGUUGGUGAGAAUGAGGGAGGCUGGUUUUGAACCUGAUAUUGUGGUCUAUAAUAAUUUGCUUAAUGGGUAUGCUGUGGCUGGAAAAAUGGCUCAUGCAUUUGAUCUUUUGCAGGAGAUGAGAAGGAAAGCUUGCUAUCCCAAUGCAACUUCCUUCACAAUUGUAAUUCAAGCACUUUGUUCACAAGCAAAGAUGGAGGAAGCUAUGAGGGUGUUCAUGGAUAUGGAGAGAAGUGGCUCUGAGGCUGAUGUUGUGACAUACACCACUUUGAUAAGUGGGUUCUGUAAGUUGGGGAAGACUGAUCAAGGCUAUGAGCUUCUGGAUAGGAUGAUACAGAAGGGGUAUAUGCCUAAUCAGACUACUUAUUUGCACAUCAUGCUUGCGCAUGAGAAGAAGGAAGAGCUGGAGGAGUGCAUGGAACUUAUUAAGGAGAUGCAGAAGAUAGCUAUUUUCCCUGAUCUCAGCAUCUACAACACUGUAAUUCGGUUGGCAUGCAAAUUGGGAGAAAUUGACGAAGGUAUGCGAGUCUGGAAUGAAAUAGAAGCAAAUGGGUUAAGUCCAGGGGUUGACUCCUUUGUCAUUAUGAUUAAUGGUUUUAUUGAGCAGAGGCGUCUGGUUGAAGCUUGUGAUUUCUUUAAAGAAAUGAUUGGAAGAGGUCUUCUAUCAGUUCCUCAAUAUGGUACUUUGAAAGACUUACUAAAUUCUCUGCUAAGAGAAGAAAAGCUUGAAAUGAGCAAAGGUGUGUGGAGUUGCAUUGUGACUAAAGGUUGUGAGCUUAAUGUAUAUGCAUGGACAAUUUGGAUUCAUGCACUUUUCUCUAAAGGGCAUGUGAAGGAAGCCUGCUCAUACUGUUUGGAUAUGAUGGAUGCUGGUGUGAUGCCGCAGCCAGACACAUUUGCCAAGCUCAUGCGCGGUCUAAGAAAGUUGUAUAAUAGACAGAUUGCAGCGGAGAUUACAGAGAAGGUUAGGAAAAUGGCUGAAGAGCGACAAAUAACUUUCAAGAUGUAUAAACGACGCGGGGAAAGGGACUUGAAGGAAAAAGUUAAGGGAAAAACUGAUGGAAGGAAGAGGAGAGCUCGUAGGCGCCGUUGGGGCAGUAACCGCCGGGGCAAUCACCGUCUUGAAGCUAACAUGUUGUGAUGCAGAAACUUAAUUCCUUUAUGACUUGAAAGAAUUUGUUUCAGUAAAUUAAUUUAAGAAUGCUAUAUUCUGUUCCCUUCAACAAAUGAUUUUAUGUUCUGUAAGCUCUGUUGUAUUUUCAUGGGGUUUACUUUUCUCGGUAGCUUUCUGAAGCACAUAAAUCUGCAGUAGAAUUGAAACCAUGCAAACAUGUUUUCUUUACCAACACAUCAACAAUUGGAUUUGAAAUUCUUGACUCUCAAGCUAUGCUGCAUUGAAAUUUCUACUUUCUUGAGAGUGUUACCCAUAACACCCAGUAAUAACAACAUCAGAUGCAAGGAAAAAUCUACUAUCAUUGCAGAACUACUGUCAAGGUGAGGUAGGUCAAUUUACAGAGUUUUAUUUUCAUGUCAGGAGGUAUGGAGUUUUAUUGUUGUGUUAGGAGACAUACAAAUCCCUUGAAAAAGGCCCCGGCAUAUGUGAUAGUCAAGAAAACCUUUGUCAGCCCGGAAGACGUUGUAGCUCAAGAUAUUGUUGUUCAGAGAGGCAGUUCGAGGGGUAUACAUUUUAGAGGUGCAGGGCCUAGAGAAAAGGUUUUUACUAUUUCAUUACAUUAUACUGCUGUUAUAGUAUUGAAAUGAAAUCAGAUUAGCAUGGGUCUAAUGCACUCCUGAAGAAGUGCGUGCUUGUAUUGUAACAUGUGGUCUUUGCCCAGGAAUCAAUACUGUUAUCCGCGAGAUAGUAUGUGGCUUAAAAUAUAUGUAAGAAGUCGAUGAUGUGCUUGGGAUUCAGGUUGGCUAAUGUGGAAGCACUUUUAAGGUCAUAAACAUAGUCCUGUAAGUUUAUUUGUUUUUGAACACUAGAGUAAAGGCCAAAGUCAUAUAUGCAUUCUUAUGCCCUAUUAUACCUUAUUAAUCAAUUUAUUUAUUUAUUUA
Molecule: messenger RNA, 3514 nt
Organism: Ipomoea triloba (trilobed morning glory)
Lineage: Eukaryota; Viridiplantae; Streptophyta; Magnoliopsida; Solanales; Convolvulaceae
Product: putative pentatricopeptide repeat-containing protein At5g65820
Exons: 8
Coding region: 600-2600 (666 amino acids)
Molecular function (GO): protein binding
Source: RefSeq, a predicted model, not a curated record